UACGCCCUCUGUAAAUUUUAAUGAUUAAUAAUUGCAUUUAAAUGCAUUGAUGUUUUUUAUGCACAUGUUUUGGAACUGAAGAAUGAAUCAAUCUGUCUUCCAGGUUGACCCGGUCAAGUACAAGUCCAUCUUUAAUGGCUUCUCUGUCACGUUGAGAGAGGAUGGUUUCAGGGGGUUAGGCAAAGGGUGGGCACCAACAUUCUUUGGUUAUCUAUGCAAGUUUGGUUUCUACAAAGUCUUUAAGGCCAUGUACAAUGACAUGCUUGGAGAGGAGAAUGCUUAUUUGUGGAGAACCUCCGUGUAUCUGGCCGCGUCUGCCAGUGCUGAGUGUUUUGCUGAUAUUGCACUGGCUGCUAUGGAAGCAUGCAAAGUGCGUAUUCAGAUGCGUCCAAAAAUGCACGCUGAGGAGGGGUUAAAUGCGUUCCACAAAGGUGUUUCUUUGUGGCUGAGGCAGAUUCCCUGCACCAUGAUGAAGUUUAGCUUUGAACGUACUGUGGAGAUGCUUUAUAAGUACAUAGUGCACAAACCGCGCAGCGAGUGUUCCAAGCAAGAGCAUCUGGUGGUGUCCUUUAUUGCCGGUUACAUUGCUGGUGUGUUCUGUGCUGUGGUGUCCCACCCUGCUGAUUCUGUGGUCUCUGUACUGAACAACCAGAAAGGUAGUUCAACAGUGGAGGUGCUGAAAACACUGGGACCCGUAGGUGUGUGGAUGGGCCUCUUUGCUCGCAUCAUUAUGAUCGGCACGCUUACGGCCCUGCAGUGGUUCAUUUAUGAUUCUGUGAAGGUGUACUUCCAUCUGCCACGUCCCCCACCCCCAGAGAUGCCCGAGUCCCUUAAGAGAAAGAUGGGUCUCCAAGAUUAUUAG
Triplophysa dalaica is the source of this 862-nucleotide messenger RNA. RefSeq names its product solute carrier family 25 member 3a (gene slc25a3a). Gene Ontology annotation, cellular component: mitochondrial inner membrane. Gene Ontology annotation, molecular function: phosphate transmembrane transporter activity. Gene Ontology annotation, biological process: mitochondrial phosphate ion transmembrane transport. The record is from RefSeq and is a predicted model, not a curated record. NCBI's taxonomy places the organism in Eukaryota, Metazoa, Chordata, Actinopteri, Cypriniformes, Nemacheilidae.